Cantharellus anzutake is the source of this 2779-nucleotide messenger RNA. RefSeq lists its product as uncharacterized. The transcript has 3 exons. The coding region runs from base 23 to 2575 and encodes 850 amino acids. Lineage: Eukaryota; Fungi; Basidiomycota; Agaricomycetes; Cantharellales; Hydnaceae. The record is from RefSeq and is a predicted model, not a curated record.
CUGCCACCAGUCUCGCUAGUUCAUGGAUGACGAUCCUUGGCGCAAUCCCUUUGCUGAGCCUGAGUCUGGGGCCGAGCAGGACAUUGUCAUAACGAAUGACUUGAAGCCGUCAACUGCUAUAUCUGAUUGGGGCCUAACUGCAUCAGUUCUUGACUUGCAUGCGGGUCAGUCAUCGCUUGAAUCGCCCAGUUGGGAACCGUCGCCUAUUGCAGAUGAGGGUAUGGGUGGUUGGGCAUCAUCUGCACUCCUAGAAACUCCGGCAUGGGGUUGUGAGCGACCGGAGAAACCUUCGUGGCAGUCAUCAUCUCCAGACCCCAGAGCUGAAGACGCUGAGCUACAGAAUCUUGAGAAGGAUGUCCAAACCACUCCCAGCACUCAUGACUUAGAUAGACCCGACUGGAAAUCAGAAUCUUCAGUGGAGACCAUCAACGUGGAAGAAAAAACCCCUUCAGAGCUGUCAGAACCUGCACUGAAAGCUGAACUGGACGACACGCCUAGUACUGAUAAUCCCGAUGCUUUCGGCGGUUUCGAGUCUGGGAGUUUUGGGGAAAUUGAUGUGGACAACGCCUGGAGAACUGCUGAAAUGGUUGACGACCAAGCUUGGUCAUCUGCUUGGUCUGGGGGACCACCAAUUUCUCAAAGUGACGAGAAGGAAUCAGUCAAAGACGAAUGGGAUGUAGCUUUGGAGAUGAAGAGACAGAGAGAGAGCAUUGUCCCUAGGGAGCGCCUGGACGAAUGGAUUAGCAGCAUACAGACUAACAUAUCCGAAGUGUGGCCAUCUCCAAAAGACGGUCAGUCUAGCGAUGACUGCAGCUGGAGAAUUUCGAUGGAUCCAGACGGUAAAAUCGCUCGGCUAUUGGAAACUGUUCCCUCCGAAAUGCAGCUUCCGCGUCUCCCUCAUUUUCAUCAGACAAAGCUAUACGCAUCCCAAGCAAAGGCCCUUAAGUUAACCAGAAAUCUUCCGCUGAGUCUCAGGAGUCCGCUUUCCCUUCUGCAGAUUUCCAAGGGUUCUGCCUCUUGGGAAAAGUCCGUGAGGCAGGAUCCAAAAAGAGAAUCGGAUGACUGGGACUGGCCCCCAAACCCAGUCCCGAGCUCCUCUGCUGCGCGCCAGGAAGGUCAAAUGGGCAGUGCGACCGCUCCAAAGGAGCAGCCAAAUUAUGGGGAGAAGAGGACCAUCCGUAGUAGCAUCAUGUCAUUCUUGAGCAGCAAAACUGCCUCCCUUGCAUCUACGGCCUCGACAUCCAGUUCUAUAGGCACCGAGGCAUUCCCGAAGACUCCCCCGGCUCUUUCGCCAGUCUCUAAUGAGCCAGCACAAGCUAGCCUCGAAACCCAGUCAAAACCAUCUGAGUCAAAAGAGGACGUGAUUGAAGUUACUUCAUCUGCCCUUCCCCAGGCCGACAGCGAUCAACUUCCACACAAAUCCAAGGAUUCAAUUCGCUCGCUCUUCAAAAACGCCGACACGUCAGUUGUUGCAGUAGAGGAUGAUGAACACACGGUGGAGGGACCCGCCACUCAUUCAGUCGUCUCACGAUUCCUGAACCGGAUCACUCGAGGUAGGAGCUCUGCUAGUGAAAAUGCAGCGCUCUCACUGUCGAAUUCGGAUCUUUCUUAUCUUGAGGAAGUGAACGGGACUACUCAGGGAUCCGACACGGCUGGAUUUGAUGAUUCCAUAUUUGAGAAACCGAGCAUCCCAGACCCGCCUCAAGGCACAAAGCCGCAGCCAAUCGUGCCAACAUCAUUCCUGCCCUCUUCACAGGAGCUGUAUCGCCAGAGGGCGGUGGCCGAUGCCAUAUUUUCACGUCCGUCAAGAACAUCAUCAAUUUCAUCGACAGACAUAUGGGAUCUCCCUAUUGCUUCAUCACACACACCCGUAUCACCUCAGUCGUCACCCCGCAAUUCCUUUUCUUCCCAACCACCACUUAUCUCCCCAACCCCCAAACCAGCAAUGACAGGUUUGCCCCGCCCUCAGUCUAAGACCCCCUCAUUGAGGCGCUCUGUCAAAUCCACACCACCGCCUGCACAAUCGUCUUCGCCAACUAGCACGGCGCCUGCUCUGCCGGCUCCACCUCGAACUAUCACCCCUAUUCAACGCCCACCAUUAAACGCUUCCCCGGAUCACCCAAUCCUUUCUCUGGCUAGUCCAACUAAAAGAGCGGUUCGCGUGGAGACACCACUAAUUGAGGAUGACUUCGAUGAUUUCAUUUCUAGCCCCUCAGAUCACACGCCUCACUGCCUCACUAUGCGGAGUAUUCCCCUUGCUGCACGAAUUGUGCCACCAAGAUCAUCGACUCCCCCAAAACAGAUACAGUCUGCGAUGCAGAAGUCUCCCCUUUCGUUGUCAACGUCCUCGAAGGCUCCUUCAACAUUGAACUUCGACUUUUUGAGCGCUUUUGGAGGCUCAUCUUCAUCAAGAGGGACGACUCCAACCAUAGGUCCUCCAUCGCGAACAUCAACACCUGGACAGAAACUCGGAUUUUCGCCUACGCAGCAACCACUCCCAGUGAAGCGAUCCAGCGUAGUCGAUUCAAAAACAGGUCUCUCGGCGCAGGAUCUUUCAUUUUUCGAAGGAUUGUGAUGACGGAAGCUGGUAUCCUGGACUUGUCACUACCUAUUCUUGAUAUUGGGGGACAUUGCGAGGUUGUGUGUUUCUUACAUACAUCCUAGUUGAAUUACAUCAUGCAUCUAGUGUAUAAUAUACUACGUCAGUCGCAGCUCCCAUCAGCAGGCCCAUCCCUCCAUCUCUCGUCUAUUUUACUGCAAUCAAAAACCUCCUUACCCA